AUGGAAAGAAAUAGGAAACUAAGAAAAACCUUCAGAACAGCAUUUACCAGAAUUUAUAAUGGAAUAAAUGAGGAGCUAUGCAAAGAUGAGCAAGACCUACACAAUGUACAGGGUAAAUUGAGCUCUCUGGAAGGUAAGAUAGAAGAACUAAAAACUUUGGACAGGGAAAUUUUAGAUUUCUUGCUUGAUUCUGAAGCAGAUGAAGAAGAGUUAGAUGAAGAAAUUAAGCUAGCAGAUGAAUAUGUAGAGAAGUUUAAUCGAAUUAGUUUAGCUGUACAGAGUAGAUUGAUUAGAUCUAGGGAUACUUCACCUGAGUCCAAUGGGUCUGUAAUGAGUAAAUCUGCUGCUGUUAGGACUAAGCUGAGGCUACCUACUAUUGAAUUCACAAAGUUUAGCGGGGAUUUGAAGGAUUGGCUACCUUUUUGGGCACAAUUCAAAAGAAUAGAUGAUGACGAGAAUAUUGAUGAUAUUGAUAAAUAUCAUUAUCUUGUGCAGGCUACUUUAGCUAAUUCUAGGGCUCGUCAGCUGGUCGAAAGUUAUCCUGCUACCGCUGAGAACUAUUCAAAAGCUUUGCAAAGUCUUAAAAGUCGUUUUGGUAGAGAUGACCUUCUCAUAGAAGUGUAUGUUAGAGAGCUUUUGAAGUUAGUUCUGAGUAAUUUAAACAGUAAGGUAGAAGUUUCUUGCAUUUACGAUAAACUGGAAACCCAACUAAGAGCAUUGGAGACAUUAGGAGUAACAACUGACAAAUGUUCUGCUAUGUUAUAUCCUCUUAUAGAGUCUUGUUUGCCUGAGGAAUUGUUGAGAGCUUGGCAGCGUCACUCCGGCUAUGAAGUUGAUGCUGAACUUAAGGAUAGACUUGAUGGCUUGAUGAAGUUUCUGCAAAAGGAGGUUGCUAACGAGGAAAGGAUUACUCUAGCCGCAUCUGGUUUUGAAAAUAGUAAGCGACCUAGCCAACAGCCUAAAGUAAGUAAAUCUACUGUAUUUCGACCUAAGCUUAGUUACGCCAGUCAUACUGAAAUGAUGCCGACAGCUGCUGGUUUAGUUAACCCAACGAAGUCUGAUAAGUUAAAUACUAAAGACAUUAAAUGUAUGUUUUGUGGUUCUAACCACUUAGCUGAAAACUGUAAAGACAGUAAAUUGACAGUAGAUGAGAAGGUGAAAAUCGUUGGAAAAAAUGGUUGUUGUUUUACUUGCUUGAAGUAUGGUCAUAGGAGUGCUCAAUGUAAAGUUAGAGUAAAAUGUCCCAUCUGUGGAAAGAGGCACACUGCUGUUAUGUGUAGGGCAUCUGCUGCAGAAGGAAGUUCAUUGAGUGAACAACCAGGCAAAGAAAGUUCUCUAGCAAACAAUGUUCACACAGAAGUGUUUUUACAAACCUUUUUAGUAAAAAUUAGAAACCAAAAUCGAGAGCGAACAGCACGUGCUUUAAUAGAUACGGGAUCACAGCGAUCUUAUAUUUUGAAAAAUACAGCAAAGGAAUUUGGCUACGACAUAGUCAGAAGGGAGAAGCUAGCUCAUGCUUUAUUUGGUGGCACUAGUACUGAAACAAUUGAACAUGCGUGUUAUAAGGUUAGACUAAGUGACUUAAAUAACAGCUAUGCCUGCAAUUUUGACGUUCUUGAUCAAGAUAUAAUUUGUAACGAUGUUACAACAGUUAAGCCUGGUCCUUGGUCCAUUGAGCUUGGAACACUGGGAAUUAAUGUAACAGAUGGAGACGGGCCCAUUGAAGUUCUGAUAGGUGCAGACGUUGCUGGGAAACUUUACACUGAGAAACGAUAUCUGCUUUCCAAUGGGCUAGUUGCGAUGCAUACUUUGUUGGGCUGGACUUUAAUGGGAAGAACCACUGUUGAAGGGAAUGACAGGUCCAGUUCUAUGGCAGUAACUUCUUUACUGUCCCCUAUUGAUAAUAAAACCAUUUCAGAUUUGUGGAGUUUGGAUGUUUUAGGAAUCAAGGAUCCAGCGGAGGUCAAGAGUGAAUCUUCAGUUAAAAGUAGAACAAUGGAACAUUUUGUAGAAUCUGUUUCAGUGGAAAAUGAUGGCAGAUAUCAGGUCAAAUUGCCAUGGGUUGAAGAUCACCCGCCGUUACCCACUAAUUUAAAAGUAGCACAGAAGAGACUCAGUAAUCUUACAAAUAAACUUAAUUCUAGUGGAUAUCUUAGUUCAUAUCAACAGGUGUUGUCUGACUGGGAGGAAUUAGGUAUCAUAGAGAAGGUUAACGAUGCUGAUUUGGAAAUUGGUCACUACCUACCGCAUCGACAUGUGAUAAAAGAAAACAGUCUUACCACGAAAUUGAGACCUGUAUUUGAUGCAUCCGCUAAAGAAAAGAAUCAGCCCUCGUUGAACGAUUGUCUAGAAAAAGGGGACAAUCUAAUUGAAUUGAUUCCGUCCAUAUUAAAUCGUUUUAGACUACACAGAUAUGGAGUUGUUGCUGACAUCGAGAAGGCUUUUCUUCAGAUUGGUGUACAUACGGAUGAUAGAGAUUUUCUUCGUUUUUUGUGGAUUAAUGAAGAUGGUCAAUUGGUUGUUUACAGACACGCUAGAGUGGUCUUUGGAGUUACCUGUAGCCCAUUUAUGCUAAGUGCAGUAAUAAAACUUCAUUUAGAAAAAACAUUAGACUUGAUAGAUUCUGGAUCGUUAAACUACUCAAGAAAAGUAGUAGAGACACUGUUGAGAAGUUUCUAUGUAGAUAACUGUAUGGCAAGUUUCGAUGACUUUUCAGAUUUGAAUCAAUUUGUAGAUCAAGCGACUUCUGUAAUGAAAGAUGCUAGAUUCUGUCUUCGGAGUUGGGAGUACACAGAAAUUCAGAGUUUCAAAAAUGAUUCUACCUUGACACCUAUCUUAGGUUUAAAUUGGAACAAAAAUACCGACAUGAUUGAGUUGAAUUUUGAAAACUUUGCGUUUAAAGAAACUGAAAUAGUCACAAAGAGAUCUAUUUUGUCUUUUGCUCACAAGUUGUUUGACCCCAUAGGUAUAACUUGUCCUGCUACACUCAUGCCUAAGAUAUUGCUGCAGAAAACUUGGGAAAGUAAAAUUGGAUGGGAUGACAAGGUUUCAGAAGAGAUAAAACUUUUGUUUUUAGAUUGGGCAAAGCAACUUGAGAUUUUUUCAAACUUGAAAAUUCCAAGAUAUUUUGGAAAUGAAAUCGGAGGGAAUAUUUCUUGGACAGUUCACUGUUUUUGUGAUGCAAGCCAGGACGCUUAUGCGGCCGCGGUUUUCCUGAGGGGUGAAUCUAAUGGACUUGUCACAGUUCAAUUAGUUCAAGCGAAGAGUAGAGUUACACCUGUCAAGAAGAUGACCAUUCCUCGGCUGGAGUUACUGGCGGCUACCAUUGGCGCUCGUCUAACUGACAACGUCUUAAAGAGUAUGGGGUUUGAAAAUGUCAAAACAUUUUAUUGGACCGACUCAACCACCGUUUUGUCAUGGAUUCGUCGAGAAGAUUACUGGGGAGUGUUUGUUUGGAACCGAGUAAAGGAAAUAAGAUCCCUUAGUAACAUUGAAUCUUGGAAUCAUGUUCCAGGUCAUAUGAAUCCAGCUGAUUUGCCGUCACGUGGAUGUUCUCCUAAGCAGCUAGUAGAGUCGAAAUGGUGGGAGGGACCACAAUGGCUAAGAAACUCAUCAAACUUGUGGCCUAACCAAAACUUCAGUGAUGAUUGUGAUGAGAAAGAAGUAAAUUCUGAACUUAGGAAGAUCAAAUCAACUACAAAGAUUAUGAUGAAUUCAAAACCUGAACCAGAUUGUUGGUAUUACAGAUAUUUCUCCAGAUUUGAUAAAAUCGUCAGAUUGGUAGGCUGGAUUUUGAGAUUUUGUUCUAACACAAAUAUGUCUAAACAAAAGAUAUCAGGAGAAUUGUCGGUUGAUGAAUUGAUUAAGGCUCAAAAUAAAGUGUUUAAACUUAUUCAGAAAGACGCUUUCCAUAGUAUCAAGGAUGAAAAAUUGAGCUCAUUGUGUCCGUUUGAAGACAGUGAUGGCUUAUUAAGGUUAAAAACAAAAAUCACAGAGAGACCUGAUAGUAGAAAUUUUAAUCUUCCAAUCGUAUUGCCGAGUAACCAUCCUGUUGUUCACAGAUUCAUACAAUACAAACAUGAAGAAAAUUCACAUGUUGGAGUCCAAGGAUUGUUAUCUAUUCUAAGAGAAGAUGUUUGGAUUAUUAGUGGAAGAAGAACUGUAAAAUCAGUUAUUGACAAAUGUGUCAAAUGCAAGCGAUAUUGUGUUAAAAGUUUGGAUACUGAUCCAGUACCACUUCCUUCGCAACGGGUUCGAGAUGCUUCUGUUUUUGAAGUCUGUGGAGUUGACUUAGCUGGACCUGUUUUCCUUCGAGAUGGACAAAAAGCUUGGAUUACAUUAUAUACAUGUGCAGUAUACCGUGCCGUGCAUUUGGAGUUAGUUACUUCAUUAUCGACUGAGUCAUUCUUGCAAAGUUUGAGAAGAUUCAUUUCCAGACGGGGUCGACCAACAGUCUUGUUUGCAGACAACGGCACUAACUUCCGAGGGGCUUACAGUGCGUUGAAGCAAAUCGAUUGGAAUAAGAUUGUUGAGUACAGCACAAUCAAACGUAUAAAAUGGAAAUUCAACCCACCUGCCUCACCAUGGUGGGGAGGCUGGUGGGAAAGACUCAUAAGACUAUUGAAACAGCUUCUUCGCAGAGUCUUAGGAAGAGCUAGUUUGACUUAUGAAGAAUUUUUGACCGUUUUGUGCAGUUGUGAAUCUGUCAUAAAUAGUAGACCCUUGACUUACAUUUCAGAAGACAGCCAUGAUAUGGAAGUUUUGACGCCAGCUAUGUUUUUGAAUGGUACGAAGGAGUAUGGAGUUAUUGAUUUGGACCAGAUCAACUACACAAAUUUGUCUCGACGUUGGAACUUUAAAUUAAAAUUAAAAGAAGAUCUUGAACAAAGAUUUAGAAGCGAAUAUUUAAGUCAAUUGGUGUUACAUUCGAAGAAGAAGAAAUCUCGUCAAGUGCAAGUUGGAGAAAUUGUUUUACUUGGAAGCGACAAUACCAAACGGAUGGACUGGCCUUUGGCGAAGAUUGAGAAGAUACUUCCUGGAAAAGAUGGCAACAUACGUCUUGUGGAAAUGAAAACAUCAAAAGGAACAGUGCUGAGACCUAUACAACAUGUGUUUCCACUUGAAUUGGUCCAGCAGAAAGACAAUCAAGAUGGUAAUGAAACAUUCGAAGUGGAAGAUGAACAAGUAGCUGAAGGUGUUGAUAGUGAACAUGAUCAACCAGUUUACACACAAAGAGGAAGAAAAAUUAUACCCCCACAAAGAUACCUGAAUUAA
This is a messenger RNA of Macrosteles quadrilineatus (aster leafhopper), 5274 nucleotides long. RefSeq lists its product as uncharacterized. The transcript has a single exon. Gene Ontology annotation, biological process: DNA integration; proteolysis. The record is from RefSeq and is a predicted model, not a curated record. NCBI's taxonomy places the organism in Eukaryota, Metazoa, Arthropoda, Insecta, Hemiptera, Cicadellidae. Gene Ontology annotation, molecular function: aspartic-type endopeptidase activity; zinc ion binding; nucleic acid binding. Bases 1 to 5274 code for a protein of 1757 amino acids.